GAAAGCAUGGCAUUUUGUGUCAAACUGAUCUAAACUCCAUUUUAUACAAAAUAAACUAGUGCAUCCACACACAAGCAGUUUUUUAUGUGAUAAAGAAUUAUACUUUUACAUUUAUAAUACGACCAAAUCUCAAGUUUCCUGCAAUGGGUUUCGUUUUAAGUAGAUCAGUUCAGCCUAGAGAUUCUGUCGCCUACAAAAACUACCUGACAGUCUACAGGAAUCAGCACACGCAAAUGAGUUCCAAUGAUGCGUACUUAAGUGCGGCACGUGUUUGGGGAACUCUAUCGCAGACUAAGCGGAAUCAAUAUGCUAACAUGAAGGAUUACUCACCCAAAAUGAUUACGAAGCAACCCAAGCGGGUGAGGAAUGCGGCUGCUCCUAAAAGGAUUGUUAAAACGAUUUCCAGGCCGAAGAGAAUUUCUCAGCGGCGGAUACGCGAUAAGCCGUCUGUUUACAAGCCGCUAACCAUCAACAGAUCUCACGUAAUACGGAAGAGUUUGGUCCCCUCGAAUGGCUUUCUAAACUUAGUGCAGUGUCUCCAAGAGAUCCAUUGCGAAAUGCCAAGAUCCUUGGCCGUGAAAGAGGCUGUUAGUUCCUGGUGCGCUAUGAAUGCGGAUCAGCGUGGCAUUUUCACAUCGGACUUAUAGUCAUCAUGUCACCCACUUCACUCAAUCAAUGCCCCACGCAUGGCCGCCUGUCACGAGAGAAUCCAAUUCGGAAUCAAGCUUAGCCAAGCGGUUACACAAUCGCCGUAAGUUCCGCGCCCAAACACAUGUACUCCAUCACGCAACCAGCGGCACGAAAGUCCAGAGCAACAGUAUUAAAAUUAUAAGCAGGAGGAGCAGGAGGAGCAGGAAUAGAAACAGAAACAGAGCCACAAUCAUUCACAUUUAAAUUAACAUUUCCCGCCGACGAUUAUCCUAAUUGCGAGCUGGCCUUAGCCUAGUCGCUCGUCCUGGCCAAAGAUGUGGAAUAUGCGCCGCUUUCCAUUCACUAUUUACAUUCACGUCGGUGACACGCGGCACGCGAGAUUCAGCUAAAAAAUGGAUUCAAUGUAACGCAAAACAAGCGAGGCCUCAUAAAAAUGAAAUGCGGAUAAAUCAAAUUAGCAUUUUGUACAAAUAGCAAAGCAUUAGCUCGCGUACGGCGGCAAUUUGUAAUGCCAGAAGGCCGAAAGGAGUCUUGAGGAGAGGGUCCUGGGAACAGGACAUGCAAGCAGUUCGUUUUGGAGGUCAUGCCAAAAAGUGCUUGCAUAAUUACUUGGGAAGCAUUUCGGCGAGGCUUCUUCAGAUGUUGCAAGACCACAGGCCCGAAAUGGGAAUUAAAACUAAUGACACGAGCCGCAGCCAGACAUCCCGAUUCAAUUAGGCUCCUCCUGUGGCCAGGAUAACCAGGAUAACUAGGGCUACAGUAGUAACAGGUCAAACUCACUGCUCCGACUAGCAAAUGUUCGUGUUUUACUACGGCGACUUUAUUGCAACACAAUGGUAUUUUAAGUGGCAGCAAUAAAAAUGAUUUAUUACCCCACAGAGGCGUCCAUCGAAA
Messenger RNA from Drosophila simulans, 1545 nucleotides. RefSeq lists its product as uncharacterized. Bases 144 to 647 code for a protein of 167 amino acids. The transcript has 2 exons. Lineage: Eukaryota; Metazoa; Arthropoda; Insecta; Diptera; Drosophilidae. The record is from RefSeq and is a predicted model, not a curated record.